CUGCUCGCGGCCGGUUCCUCUUUACAUAACGGCGCGGGGCGGCAUGGGCUCGGGCCGUCGUCUCCUCCCAGCCGCCCGCCCGCCUAGACUGUCACGGGCCACGGGGUCCACAGGGGCGACAGCAGCAGUGUCCCGGGGGCGUCCCGGGGCCGCGUCUCUCCGCUGCUGUCAGGCGCUGGCGGCGGAAAUGAGGCGCUGGCCGUUUUCCGAGCCGGGGUUUCCUGCCUGAGCGCCGAGAGGCCGUGCGACGCCAUGGGCCGGCCGGGCCCCGACCCGCAGCUUGCGCGCUCGGCCGUUCCGCCUCGCUCUCCGCCAUGAACGGGCCCACCGUGCAGCCGCCCCGCACGUCCUCGGCACCCGCGUCGCCCGCGUCCCCGCGCGGCUGGAGCGACUUCUGCGAGCGGCACGCAGCGGCGGCGGCGCGGGAGCUGGCCCGCCAGUACUGGCUGUUCGCGCGCGCGCAUCCACAGCCGCUGCGCGCCGACCUGGUGUCGCUGCAGUUCGCCGAGAUUUUCCAGCGCCACUUCUGCCGCGAGGUACGCGAGGGCCUCGCGGGUCCACCGGGCCGCGACUACCGCGCCACUGCCCCGCAUCACCGCGCCGCGCUGCCCAAGGCACGCAGCUCCGAGGAUCUGGGCCCGCGACCCUCCUGCGCCCUGCAGCACCUGCGCCGCGGCCUGCGCCAGCUAUUCCGCCGUCGCUCUGCUGGGGAGCUGCCAGGGCCUGCCAACGACACCAAUGAUACCGAUAACGACAACUAUGCCACCAGCAGGCCAGGACCAUCCCGCAAGCUGCUACCCUGGAACCUACGGGAGCCAGCAGCGGAGGCGCUCAAGGAGGCGGCGCUGCGUUACAGCCUGGCGGAUGAGGCGGCCAUGGACAGCGGUGCACGCUGGCAGCGGGGUCGCCUGGUGCUGCGGGCCCCGGGUCCAGGCCAUGGCUGCCUGUUGCAGCUCUUCGACCCGCCCAAGAGCUCAAAGCCCAAGCUCCAAGAGGCCUGCUCCAGGAUCCGGGAGGUCCGGCCAUGUACACGCCUAGAGAUGCCUGACAACCUCUAUACCUUUGUGCUGAAGGUGCAGGACCAGACAGACAUCAUCUUCGAGGUGGGAGAUGAACAGCAGCUGAACUCAUGGCUAGCAGAGCUCAGAACUAGCACAGGCCAAGGGUCAGAGUGCACGAACACAGAGUUACCCCUUUCCUUCGUGGCAGAGCCUGGUCCAGCCAGCUCUCCAAGGGGAAGCACAGACUCCCUGGACCAAGGUGCUUCACCUGGAGCAGUGUUGGACCCAGCCUGCCAGAAAACAGAUCACUUCCUGUCCUGCUACCCCUGGUUCCAUGGCCCUAUCUCCAGGGUGAAGGCUGCACAGCUGGUUCAGCUGCAGGGCCCUGAUGCCCAUGGUGUGUUCCUGGUGCGGCAGAGUGAGUCCCGGAGAGGGGAGUAUGUGCUCACAUUCAACUUACAGGGCAGAGCCAAGCACCUCCGCCUGGUGCUCACAGAACGUGGACAGUGCCGUGUGCAGCACCUGCACUUUCCCUCGGUGGUGGACAUGCUCCGUCACUUCCAACGGUCCCCCAUCCCACUUGAGUGUGGAGCAGCUUGUGAUGUCCGGCUCUCCGGCUAUGUGGUAGUUGUCUCCCAAGCACCAGGUUCCUCCAACACGGUCCUCUUCCCUUUCUCCCUUCCUCACUGGGACUCGGAGCUGGGUCUUUCCCACCUCAACUCUUCUGGCAUCCCCCCAAGCCUUGGCGCAGAGGCUCUACCCGGCCGAGUGACACCCCCAGAGCAAAUCUUCCACUUGGUGCCUUCUCCUGAGGAACUGGCCAACAGUCUGCGGCACCUGGAACUGGAGCCUGUGAGCAGUGCCCGGGACUCAGACUAUGGGAUGGACUCCUCUUCACGGAGCCACCUUCGGGCCAUUGACAACCAGUACACCCCUCUCUCACAGCUGUGCAGGGACACAAACUUGUGAAUGUAACCAUCGUCCUCUUCUCCAGAGAGCUACAGGCUGCCAGCUCAGAUGUGUUCUCUGCCAGGCUGCCGCAGGCCUUCUGUCAGCCACAGCUAGCCCCUGGCUUUCUCCCACUGUUUACACAUGUAGUUCUUGUGCACAGGUGCCACUAGCUGAUACCCUAGGCCCAGAGCUGGCAGUGGAAACUGGUAGUCAGAGCUUAUGACAGACUUCCUACCAAGUAGGCUCACUGGGAAGCACAAAACACUAACAAAGUCCUGUCUCUUUCCCCAUAGCUUCAGUUCCACAGCUGAUGGAUGCUUCUUAAUCCCGCUUCUACUCUUAGCUUUAGACAGAAGCUCUGCCAGAGGGACAGGCUUAAAAGUCAAAAAUGAUUUUAAACGUUUUACCUCAGAUUACUUUUUUUUUUUUUUUAAAGGAUUCAGGUUUCCAUAU
Arvicola amphibius (Eurasian water vole) is the source of this 2405-nucleotide messenger RNA. RefSeq names its product SH2B adaptor protein 3 (gene Sh2b3). NCBI's taxonomy places the organism in Eukaryota, Metazoa, Chordata, Mammalia, Rodentia, Cricetidae. The transcript has 8 exons. The record is from RefSeq and is a predicted model, not a curated record. Gene Ontology annotation, cellular component: plasma membrane. The coding region runs from base 315 to 1970 and encodes 551 amino acids. Gene Ontology annotation, biological process: intracellular signal transduction. Gene Ontology annotation, molecular function: transmembrane receptor protein tyrosine kinase adaptor activity.